This is a messenger RNA of Ciona intestinalis (vase tunicate), 2594 nucleotides long. The record is from RefSeq and is a predicted model, not a curated record. Lineage: Eukaryota; Metazoa; Chordata; Ascidiacea; Phlebobranchia; Cionidae.
CAUACUCAAUUUUAUACACCCUUUUUCAGUUGUAUAUAUUAUAGUAGCUUGGUGAAACACUGUAACUUAGGAAAAUGGUCCAACAGUAUCAAUCACCAGUUCGUGUUUAUAAACACCCAUUUGAAAUGGUUAUGGCGGCAUAUGAGAAGCGUUUUCCAACUUGUGAUAUGAUCCCAGUUUUUGUUGGAUGCGAAAUUUUAUCUGACGUUGAGAAUCCAGAUAAAUCAACGCAUGUAGUUGAACGAAGAUGUAAAUUAAAUAUUGAUGCGCCAAGGUUUCUUAAACGGAUGGUGGGGUUUGAAUACAUCUACUUUGUACAGAAGAACGCGCUGAACAGAAAAGAACGCUCGUUAAAAAUAUCCGCUUACAACGAGAGCUUUUCAAGCAGAGUGAUUGUGAAUGAAACUUGUCAAUACACAGUGCAUCCUGACAAUCCAAAUUGGACUUGCUUCGAACAAUCGGCCACGAUGGAAAUUAAAUCCUUUUUUGGUUUUGAAUCCUCAGUUGAAAAACUUGCAAUGAAGCAAUAUGCUGCUAAUAUUAAAAAGGGAAAAGAAAUUAUCGAAUAUUAUUUGAACGAAAUUCAAGCUGAAGGGGUGACCUAUAUACCAACUUGGGCAGAGGAAAAUCCCCAUUUGGUUAAAUCGCCAACUGUAGGAAAUAGUUCCGCUUCAUCAAACACUUUACAGGAAGAUUUGACUGAGCUGAACGAUGGAAGUCGUUGUUCCUCGUUUUCUUCUGUGUGCGAUGAGCCACCAAGUGACAGGAAUAAAAAAGGCACUGCCAACCUUGAAGAAGAAUACAUUGAACAUAACUUGGGCGUUUUGCAGCCAUUGGAAGAAAGCAAACUAAUCCAACUUAGAAAAUGGUUGGCAGAUACACAUAACGGCAAGAUACCAAGAGAUGAACACAUCCUAAGAUUUCUUCGUUCAAGAGAUUUUCAUUUCGAAAAGUCCAAAGAAAUUCUUUGCCAGUCUCUUUCAUGGAGAAAACAACAUCAGGUGGAUAAAAUCCUCACGAAUUGGAGCCCACCACCAUUAUUUGAGGAAUAUUACAUUGGAGGAUGGCAUUACCAUGCAAUAGAUUCUCGGCCAAUUUACGUGCUACGUUUGGGGCAAAUGGACACUAAAGGUUUGUUAAAAGCUGCAGGGGAAGAACAAAUACUAAAACAUGUCUUAUACAUAAUGGAACAAGGGUUGCUGAAAUGUCGAGAAGCGUCUAUACAGAAAAACAAGCCUAUGAGUUCUUGGACAUGCAUCGUCGAUUUAGAAGGUUUAAAUAUGAGACAUCUAUGGAGACCUGGUGUGCAGGCCCUGCUUCGUAUUAUUGAAGUUAUCGAAGCUAAUUAUCCGGAAACAAUGUCAAGGUUGUUGAUCGUCAGGUCGCCGAGGGUGUUCCCCGUUUUAUGGACGCUUAUCAGUCCUUUUAUUGAUGAGAAAACCAGUUCAAAGUUCAUGAUGUACACGGGCACGGAUUACAUGGGUGCUGGGGGGUUGGUCGAUUAUAUACCACAAGAAUUUAUCCCGGAGUUUCUUGGCGGACCAUGCAAGUGUGAAAUUCCUGAUGGCGGUCCCGUGCCUAAGUCACUUUAUAAGACAGAGUGGGAAAAAGGAGACGGUAUUGCUUUGUGGGAAGACACCAUUUAUAAAUCGGCUAAUGUACUAAAGGGAGCACCUCAUGAGGUAGUAGUGGAGGUGCCAGAAAGAGAUGGAGUUAUUACUUGGGAUUUUGAUUCCUUGAAAGGAGAUGUUAUUUUCACACUGUUUCAUUCAAACAGUCAGCUUGGUCCCAUACAAGAAGACACUGUUCAAUGCACCGGUAUUUCUAACAGCACAUCGGCAAGUAACCCACAAGCCCCGUUUAAUACACAGGUGAUAGGAAAACACAUGACAUUGGGCAAAGAUUACACACUUGUUGAAUCCGGCAUCGUAUGCAGAGAAGGAGAGAGUGUACAGGGAUCCCACAUAGCAAGGAAAGCUGGUUCCUAUGUAAUGCAAUGGAAGUUUCAUGGCAAUCCACCUCAAUCCACUUCCGUUCAAGAUGUCUUGUACCAAGUCACUCACAAUCCAAAGUCCAAGGUUAUUUACUACCAUGAGCUUUUGCCCUCUGAAAACUUUAGAGGCUCAAUGUCAAGUUUGGAAUCUUGUCAAAGUGCUUUCUCCGCACUUUCCCACGUCACAGGUUCCAGUCUGACGUGAUGAUGACGUCAUCAAAGUAUUUGCUGCUUGCAGAGAUGUAAAAAAUGACAUCAUUCCAUUAGAUGCCUCACUCAAAAUACAGCCAACCCCGCUGAAUCGGACCAGACCGGGACCAAGCCAAACUGCUCCGAUUCAGCGGGGUAGGCUUAGUUGUUUUUAUGCAAUUAAUAUACCAGUGUUCACGUCAUACUGCCAAGUGUUUCGUCACAGGCAUUGCUUUUUUAGAAGCUUAAUAUCGAAAUUACGAUGUAACAAUUAAUCAAUUGUGACGUACCCAAGAGUUUUUGUGCCGCACACGUUUGUAAGGUUUCAAUUUUAUUAUCGGUUUGAGAGUUUUCUCAGUUUUAAGGUUGCUUGCUUGGUGUUUAAUAAACUUUCAAAGAUUAACAUUAUAAA